AUGUUUAAACCUGAAGAGAUUAUGAUUGUCCUGUUCUUCUUGGGAAUACUGUUCCUAUCCCACAGCAAUGGUAUUUUGCCUGAAAAGACGAGAGGAGAUUAUCCUGACGCCAACGAGGUUAUGGACAAACUACCUCAAACGUACAUGCUUCAGUCACUUGGAGAUUUUACUAAUUUAAUUUGUGGUUAUCAAGUUUUCUACGAUUCGACAAAAGGGAAAAAAACUUUCAAAAUGUAUGAUUUUUUUCUUUGGUACAUGGACGGUCGUACCUUUCAUCAAAAGUACUAUGUGAAAAAUGUGACUGACUACAAAAUUUAUUUGGGCACCCAUCGAAAACCAUCAUUGCCAGCAACGGCUAGACGUGAUAUAUUAUUUUCUGACAUGGAGUCAUGUAUGGUAAUAAAGAACCCCAAAAAUGGUAAAGUCUGUAACCUGAUGGUGACAAAAGAUACAUUUUCUACACCGCCUCGAAAGUGCCUCCGAAAAUUCCGAAAGCACUGCGGAUCACAGGUGUUCAACUACACCAUCGAUAAUUGCCCUUUCCCAGAACCAAAAAAAUAA
Messenger RNA from Ixodes scapularis (black-legged tick), 561 nucleotides. RefSeq lists its product as uncharacterized. Gene Ontology annotation, biological process: symbiont-mediated perturbation of host defenses. The record is from RefSeq and is a predicted model, not a curated record. NCBI's taxonomy places the organism in Eukaryota, Metazoa, Arthropoda, Arachnida, Ixodida, Ixodidae. Gene Ontology annotation, molecular function: amine binding. The transcript has 5 exons. Bases 1 to 561 code for a protein of 186 amino acids.